GUGUUGGGCCAGUUUCAAGCGAUGACGGCUGCUUUAAAACAAUAACACCGGGCGUUAAUGGGUAAAAUGCGGUUGGGUUCUCGCGAGGAUUGUUUCCCGGAAGUGGAGGUGAACACACAACAUAGCAACAAUCCUCCGUCGGAAAAAGAGAGGAAAUAUACAACAUGAAUAAAAAAAAGAAAUGAAUAAACUGUCCAAUCUCGAUACAUUUGGUCUCGCAAUGACGACGUGAUUGAUGUAACGUAGGUCCCACUGCCCGACUUUUAACACUAAAAUGAGUCAAUGACGUCUGCCUCGACAGCUUGUAUAUUUUACUGACGUACUAAAAUGUGGUUUAUUUGAUGUAGCAUUCAAUAAGCUGCUCGUGUUAGUUUGGCGAAAAGCCACACGUAAUUGGACGGUUGAGCUCGUACGGGACGCGGCGGAGGCGGAGGGAUACCGAGCUCAGUAGCGGUGAUGUCAUUGGUUGCUAGGUGAAAGUGUCCAUGAUGCUUCUCACUAAGAUGCUUGUUGCUCAGUUUACUACUCGCCCGCCACGCUGCAAGUACCGCACCACGUCGUCGUCUGCGCCGAGCUGGCACGAUGGCUUUUUGACUUGUACAAGAAGUUGUAACCGAGAAGACGCCGUGCUUUGCUUUGGCAACGCACUCCCAAGCUCUCUAUACUAUUUCUCUGCAAGAAUGGAGUUUCACUAUGCCCACCCAGCCCUGCUCUCUGAGGCCCAGCUGUCUGACCGCGACUGCCCCCAGCGCAUGCUCCGACUCGGACUGAACCGAAGCGCCGAUGGACAGAAUGAUGAUAGCGACACCGGCUCCUGUUUGGAAUACGCUUCUUGCGUGCCAGGCAGACCCCCUCGCUCUCUCUCACCCACAGGCUAACCGCAGCCAAUCGCAGGGGUGCAGGGGGGAGGUGUCAGAGGGGAGUCAGCACUUAAUUGGUGAUGGUCUCACCGACUGGAUGACGGAAGAAGUGGACUUCUCCUCGUACCUCCCGAACCCUCCCUCCCCUCCUACCUCCACCGAUGCCUCUCUCCCCCCGUCGCCCCUUCACAAUGAUAUCCAUGUGCCCUCUGACUUAGAGGUUAUGACCUCUCUGCUGCAAGAGGAACUCGCCCAACUGGAAGACUACUUCCUGUCUGAGCCACUGCCGGAGAAAGGUCCGAGGCCGGGGAAAUGCGACCGGGGUCCUCAGCCGUUCGGUCAACCGCCCUACGCAUCGUACUCCGCACCCAGCCAAUCGGAAUCCAGCCCGUUUCUUCUCACUCUGGCGAGCGGAGAACUGGACUUGCUCGGCGUGUGCGGCGGGCCUGUCGCGCGAUCUAAAAUUCCCAGGCACACCCCGUAUAGCUGCGGUCGCCCCAGCCCGUGCGUUAGGAAAAGAAUCCCGGACACGGUGAGGUUAAGUGACAGUUAUGACAACAGUUCAAGUUCCAAAGCAAGCAACUCAGGUAACUCGGCACUCACUUAUUGCUGUGUGGAAGAGGAGCAGUUAGUCGGCAAAGGCUACUGUCUGGGCAGUGCGGGCGAGCUCCGAAAAUGCGCCGUUCUCGCCAGAGACGAGAAAAACUGCUGCUUCGGUCACAACGCAAAGGCCGCCGCCGCAGGCGGAUGCCAUUUUGGCGCAUCGCUUGACGACUCGCCAAAGAAAGAAGAUCUGUUGAUGUAUAGCAUGAGAGAGGUGAGUGGCGGCACCGCUAACAGCGAGGUGCUCACCAGCAUCAAAGCUGGUGUGGAGGUGACAAAAGCGACAGUUUCUUGGAAAGCCCAGAGCAGUGAAAGUUGUUAUCUUUCUGGAACACCCCAGUCUGAGGCCUAUCAUAGCUUCUUCACCGAGCAGGUCAAAGCGGAGAAUCUGCAGAUAGGGCAGCAUGACUUGCACUGUAAUUUCCUGGAGGAUCCGGGUCCAGAGUGUCUUGUGAUGGCAAGGGACAGUCUGAACUUGGAAUCUUGCAGGUUGAAGGAAGACCACUGUGCUGUCAAAUACCAAUUUGAUGUCAUUCCCGCAGAAGGCAGAGGAGAGCGCAAACAGAAGAAGAGAGAUCAGAACAAAACAGCUGCUCACAGGUAUCGCCAAAGAAAAAGGGCAGAAUUAGAUUCUUUGGAAGAACAGCUGCAUUGCCUGGAAGGGAGGAACCGUGAGCUACGGGACAAGGCGGAGUCUGUGGAGCGUGAAAUCCAGUACGUCAAAGACCUCCUGAUCGAAGUUUACAAGGCCAGAAGCCAAAGGCUAAAGCAGGACACAACAGGACAACCCCAAAGUCAGAGCAGGGAAGUUGUGAAGCUUUCAGUGUCAUUUUGAUUGUCCGGGAUACAAUUUUGCUUUUCUUUUCCUUUCUUUAAUGAUGAACGUGUGUUUUGGUCAUGACAAAACAAGGCAAUGGUAGUAACGUUGCUGUCACACUCCGCCUCUUGAGGCCAGCCAGCAAUGCUGUAAUGACAAUCGUCUUCAUGCCGUGUGACUCGUACUUAUUUGAAAAAACAACAACCAAACGUUGAUGAUGCGAGUUUAAGAUUUUACUGGCCUUACAUUAGAAUUGAUGUCAAUCUUUUUCUUCCUGUUCAAUUUCCUUUUCAACGAUUUUCUGUAGAAAAGCUGAAUGCCUCAAUUUAUUCAUUCAAACUUAAAUGUUUUUUUUAAGUUUUUUUUUUUUAAAUGUUGUCUUCCUAUCAAUAUUUUAAACAAGAGUAAUUGUUUUGGAAUAUGAAUUGACCUGAAUGAUACGAUUCAUCGUUUUAACCCCAGAAAAUGUAGUAUACUUUUUUUAUGUUUCAUAUUAAUACAUAUGUUUGAUUUUAUUGCAGUGUUUUAUUCUAAAUAAUAUUGUUUUCAAAUGUUAGAGGGCACUUAUUGAUUUCAGCUUUAAGGCAGCACUAACUGAAUAACAUUUUAUUGUUCAGAGCAGGUACAUUUUCCCGUGUCUGUUACACUUUGGUUUGAUUUGUAUUUUUGUAAUUUUAUGAUUGUUGAUAUAUAUGGCAUCCCCCCCUCAAUCAUAUCACAAAUAAUCCAGUAUAUUCACGCAGCUCAGGAUAUACAAUUUGCUCUCCAAUAAAUCAUAUUGCCCUUUGAUGCUCCGUGACAGACGAGGAAAAUAUUCAUGCGUCUUACAUGUAACCUUAAAGAUGUUCCACAUAAGCCUUUUUUGUGACAUAUUGUAACUACAUUUUUGCUGCAUGUCUUUCUGAAAGAAAAAAAAGGUACAUUUUGGGAUGAAUCAGGAUUCUUAUUAACGCAAUAUGUCUCAUGAGCCUCAGGCUAAUCUGCACUAAUUUAUACAAACUUUUAUAUGUUAAGCGAAUAGAGCGUAAUAGUCCUCGCUUUGUAGCAAAUUAAAUGAGAAAAGCCUUGUUAACAAUGAGCCUGCAUGCGUAAUUUUGAUUUCCACUGCUGGCAGAAUAGAUUCUUACUGGGCAUAUUUUCCUAUGCAUUUAUUUAAAGACAAUCUUGAAUAUAAGCUUGGAUAUUAUUUAUUCAAUUCCACAAAAGCCCAUAGCUUGUGCGUCCUUGCUGUGUCGUGGCCAACGUGAUACGAUAUUAGAUCAAAAAUGUUCUUAUUUAAAUUCCAUUUCAUGAUCAAAUCAGUGUAGUUUUCUAUUAUUGAUUUUUUUUUCUGUUGAAAAUAAAAGUGUGGCAUUGCAA
Messenger RNA from Phycodurus eques (leafy seadragon), 3639 nucleotides. It is a transcript of the gene atf5a, whose product is annotated as activating transcription factor 5a. Gene Ontology annotation, cellular component: nucleus. Gene Ontology annotation, molecular function: RNA polymerase II transcription regulatory region sequence-specific DNA binding; DNA-binding transcription activator activity, RNA polymerase II-specific. Bases 784 to 2298 code for a protein of 504 amino acids. The transcript is spliced from 4 exons. Gene Ontology annotation, biological process: regulation of transcription by RNA polymerase II. NCBI's taxonomy places the organism in Eukaryota, Metazoa, Chordata, Actinopteri, Syngnathiformes, Syngnathidae. The record is from RefSeq and is a predicted model, not a curated record.